Molecule: messenger RNA, 1707 nt
Organism: Lachancea thermotolerans CBS 6340
Lineage: Eukaryota; Fungi; Ascomycota; Saccharomycetes; Saccharomycetales; Saccharomycetaceae
Gene: AIM10
Product: putative proline--tRNA ligase AIM10
Exons: 1
Coding region: 1-1707 (568 amino acids)
Biological process (GO): prolyl-tRNA aminoacylation
Cellular component (GO): cytoplasm; mitochondrion
Molecular function (GO): ATP binding; proline-tRNA ligase activity
Source: RefSeq, a predicted model, not a curated record
AUGAGGCCUUGUCUGAAGACAAUUGUACGCAAUGUACACGUUUAUCAGACCAAAAGUCUUACAGGGGAUGCAGUUAAGGCAUCUAGUACACACAACCUCUUGCAGUCGCUAGGCUAUAUCAAACAGACGCAGAGCGGGCUGGUGCAUUGGCUACCACUUGGAUUGCGUACACUAAACAAGAUCACAAACAUAAUAAAGCAUCGAAUGGAAACGGACGGGAAGGCUGAGGAAGUUUCACUGAGUUUACUAUCGCCAAAGUCAUUAUGGGUUCACACUAACCGUUGGGACAAUGGCGAGCUGUUCAAACUAAAGGACUCGAAGGGCUCAGACUACUGUUUGGCCCCUACAUGCGAGGAGGAAAUUACGUCCUUGAUAGGGAGUUACGUUACGAGCUACAAAGACCUGCCGAUGACCGUUUACCAAGUCGGAAGAAAGUAUAGAGACGAAAAAAGACCAAGAGGGGGCUUACUGCGCGGCCGUGAAUUCUUAAUGAAAGAUGCUUAUUCGUUCGACGCCUCGAAGGAAGAGGCUGUUCGCACGUUUGAGUCCAUGAACCACACAUACGAUCUUAUUUUCAAGGACCUGGGCGUCCCCUUUGUGAGCGCAUGGGCGGAUUCUGGGGACAUCGGCGGCGACAUGAGCAAAGAAUACCACUAUACCCAUGAAUCUGGCGAAGACACCGUUAUGGCGUGCGAUUCGUGUGGCCAUAUUUCUAAUGUGGAGAAAUGCAGCUCAUUCCCGGUCGAGGACAACCAGUACAGUGGAGACGUUAGUGUGCGGUAUGCCUUAAGCGAGGACAGAGAUACACUCGUGUGCCUGUACUAUCCUCAGAAUCGGGUCUUAAAUUGGAAUCUGGUCAAGGCAGCCUUGGAUGGGGACGUGGACUCCUCGCUCCGCGACACAAGUAACGAAAAGGUGCUGGAGCUCUUCCGCGCCAACAAGUCCGAAGACGAAAUGAUGCUAGCAAGCGUGCUAAGGGUGAUGGACUGUAGGCUCAAUUCCCGAUCAAACUAUCCGGACUUUCCUUUGAACCAGUAUCUGAAAAGUAACUUCUCGCAGCUCAGCGACGCAUCGAUAGUGGACGCGGAGGCUGGGGAGCUCUGCGGCUCCUGCGAGGAGGGCCAUCUGAGCAGCAAAAGAAGCAUUGAGGUUGGCCACACUUUCUUCCUGGGCCAGAAAUACUCAGAGCCCUUAAACGCGAAAUUCAGCACAAGAGAAAACACAGAGGAGUACUGCGAGAUGGGGUGCUAUGGGAUCGGGGUGAGCCGUCUGGUGGGCGCAAUCGCACAUGUGACGCGCGACGACGCAGGACUCCGAUGGCCGCGCGCUGUGGCGCCCUACGAGAUCUCGAUCUGCGCCGCAAAGCAGGACGAGCUUGUGGCCGAGGUGGAGGGCCUCCUGUCGAGCUGGGGACGCGAGGUCUGGGUCAACCGCGAUGAAAAGGCGGGGCUGGGCCGCAAGAUCGCCGCAAGCCACAGCCUGGGGAUCCCUGUGUGCGUGAUCGUGGGGAAAAAGAGCUGGCCAUGCGUGGAGAUCGAGGUGCGCGCCCCGCUCGUGGGAGAGCGCUGGCGCGCGGAACUUGCACAGCACGGGGAGGCCUGGGGAUGGACCGUGCAGGAGAGCGCGCCGGUGGGCGGUGCGGCGCACCAUCGCGUGCGCAAGGAGCACCUGAAGGACGUGGUGGGCGUGAUAUUGACAGAUAUGUAG